AUGCUGUAUCCAAGUCGAACCUUCUCCUCGUCGUCAUCUACAAGAGUGGACGGAAGUGUCACUAGUACGCUCGCAGACGAGUCGUCAAGACCAUUGAAAUCGAGCUCUGAUACGAGCUCGUCUUCUCCAACCACGGUCUCCACCCCAGCAUCGUCCUUCGUCCCACGCCAACACUUUCCCCUUCCGUCCACCACCCCAUCCUGGUACGCCGGGCACAUGGCGCGAGCGAUCCGAUCCAUGCCCUCCCUGCUCGCCCGGUACCCCCCUCCCCUCGUCAUCGAAGCACGCGAUGCCCGCCUGCCACUAACCUCGAUCAACCCGGUCUUCGAAAAGCUCCUCCGCAAAGCACCCACCGCCAACGACCAUCUCUCCACACCAUCAUCGUCCAUAACAACGUGGCGCAGUCGACGGCUCAUCGUCUACCUCAAACGAGACCUCAUCUCCCCCACCGUUGAAUCCUCCCUCCUCUCAUCCCUCCAACAGAUCGACCCGCACCAAUCUAUCCUCUUCAUCGAUACGCGGUCCGACCCAGACAUCAAGAAGGUGCUCUCCUGGGUCAACCGUCAAGCACGCAUCAUCCACGCCGACGACACGGUGCAUCGACCGGCGCUGUCGGAAAAAGCCGAGAGGAGAGCGAGGAAGGGUCUUUCCGGUGCGUUUCGUCACACGCCUACGCCGGAGGAAGGCGUGAGGCUGUUGAUCUUGGGAAUGCCGAACGUGGGCAAGAGCAGCUUGUUGAAUGGGCUAAGGAGGGUCGGAGUGGGGAAGGGCAAGGCGGCCAGUACGGCGCCGCAUCCGGGGCAUACGAGGAAGUUGACGGGUACGGUAAGGAUCAGCAAGGCCGGUCCUAGUAAGGAGGUGGAAGAGGCGGCGAUGGUGAAGGGCGGUAGAAGAUCGAGAAGGGAGGCAAAGGAGGAAGAAGAUGCAGAAGCUGGUUUUGUCAUUCCGAACGAUACAACAAACGUCGAUCCUUCCGAUGGCAAGGGGGAUAAACCAGUAGAUCCACCGAUCUACGUCUACGACACCCCGGGAGUCAUGGUCCCCUUCCUCGGUCACGGCAGCAACGGCUCGGAAAGAGGUCUCAAACUCGCCAUCACAGCUGGCAUCAAAGAUUCCCUCUUCGACAUCCAGCUUCUCGCAGACUACCUGCUGUAUCGUCUCAACCUUCGCCCCUCCAGCCACGCUACCACCAGCUCAGACUCGCAACCGGUCGCCCACGACCACCUGCCCCCGUACAUCCGCAACCUGCCACUCUCACUCGACAGCUACCUCUCGACGUGCGCCGAUCCGCACGGUCGGACCAACUCGAUCGCCGAGCUCCUCUGGCACGUCGCCGGCAAAGCGCCCGGUUCGCUGCGCAAGGGCAACGUUCGGGAUCUCGACGCAGCGGCGCAGUUCAUGCUCCAACACUGGAGGUUGGGCAAACUGGAUCGAAACACCGAGUUGGAUCUGAACACCGAGGAUGAGGGGGAGAUUCGCAGACGCGUCAAGGAGUUCUUCGAGUCUGAGUUGGAGGCGGUUGACAGUGGGAAGGUCGAUGGAAGAGAUAGAAUAGUUAGGAGCGAGAGGGGUGGGGAGAGAGAGGGGCAGAGCAGAACGCAGGCGAAGAAGCAACAGAAGCAGGACGAGAUGUUGGCGAGGAAACGCAAGUUGAUGAGUAAAGGCAUCGCUGUCGGUGCCAAGAAGAGCUUCACUCGUGGUGCACCCGGUGGAGCAAGCAAGAAGAGACGAAAGUAA
Messenger RNA from Pseudozyma hubeiensis SY62, 1737 nucleotides. RefSeq lists its product as hypothetical. Gene Ontology annotation, cellular component: mitochondrion. Lineage: Eukaryota; Fungi; Basidiomycota; Ustilaginomycetes; Ustilaginales; Ustilaginaceae. The coding region runs from base 1 to 1737 and encodes 578 amino acids. The record is from RefSeq and is a predicted model, not a curated record. The transcript has a single exon. Gene Ontology annotation, molecular function: GTP binding; GTPase activity.